Radiomyces spectabilis is the source of this 6829-nucleotide messenger RNA. RefSeq lists its product as uncharacterized. Gene Ontology annotation, biological process: termination of RNA polymerase II transcription. The transcript has 14 exons. Bases 17 to 6505 code for a protein of 2162 amino acids. Gene Ontology annotation, cellular component: nuclear body. Lineage: Eukaryota; Fungi; Mucoromycota; Mucoromycetes; Mucorales; Radiomycetaceae. Gene Ontology annotation, molecular function: ATP binding; ATP hydrolysis activity; transcription termination site sequence-specific DNA binding. The record is from RefSeq and is a predicted model, not a curated record.
CUCGCUGCGACAGGACAUGAGCGAUCGAAAGCAUGACAUGUCAUUAGAAUCAUUAUUAGCAUUACUCAAGCAACGCAACGAUAAUCCGCGGGAUAUCGAACUGGAAACUCGCUUUUACAACGAUGUAUUGGUUUUCCUACUGUCUGAUGCAAUCGAUCACUGGUGGUGCUCGGAAUCCGUCUUACCCAUUGCCAAAGAAUCUUUGUGGUUUUUUUCCUUGCCAGAUGUCGAACAUAUUGUCCAAUACAAGCAAAAACUCGAUAAUAUACUGAAGAAAUGUCUUCACUGCUCUCGGUUAUAUCAUACGUCCAAGUCAUCUCUAAGAGAAAGAUAUGCCGAUGUUUUCACCAAGGAGAACGUUGAUAAUUUUUUUACAUCACUAAGUCAAUUCGACGAGCAACGCAUUCUGUCCAGUCUUCAGCAAAGCAUUCGACCCUCACCCUUUGUGCUGACAGACACUACUUUGUGUGCAAUAUCCGAAAUUAUUCUUGCCCCAUGUCAUCUUGCCAAUCCUCACUGCGAUCAAUUACUUUGCGACGUAUUUGUCAAGAUUCAACAUACUGGAAUGUUUCCGACUUUCACCACCGAUCAUGUUACCGGCAUCAUCCUUAUGGCCAUCCAUCAUCAUAAGAUUGUUCGCUUUUGGGCGAGAAAGCUCCUGGAUAAAUUUUUGGCAGAUGGCUAUUCCUUGAAUCAGGAUGAUUAUUCUGAUGUCAAACCAUUCGUGCGAAAUUUGAUCCUGCAAUUCUCACCGGACGCCCCAGCAUGUAUUGAAACCGACCCAUUCCCUUUCGAAAAGGCGACAAAAGAACCCACCGAAUUGUGGAAAGCGUUACGAGCAAUUAUCAGCAUUAUACCAGCAAAUCUACUUUCAAAUAUCCUCGACGAUUCUAAUAUCUCCAUGCUACCAUUGCUCCGUCACCAGUUAUCACGCUGCACAAAUAGUCUGCCGGAAAUACUAAAAACAAUGGCGAUCCUACUGGUCAAGCUCGGACCAGCAAUGUGGGGCCAGAUCGAAGGUGACAACAAACCAUACUACGACAUUGUGAAGUCAAUUUGCGAUCAUGUCGAAUUCCACGAGGCCAUGAAAAUAGCCCAAAAAGGAAAUAGCGGAAAGAUCUUGCAACGAGAUGGAAACCCGUAUCCUGAGGAUAAACUGGUGAUCAAAAUGAAAUCAGUGUUGGAAUGGAUACAUCCAUUCUGGGCCACGUUGCGGAUGUCGUCUGUAAGAGAGGAAAUAACUAACAAGAUAUUGGAUUUGGUGCUUGGGUAUUUCCAAGAAGAUAUUUGGGCCACGAUGUGCAAGGCAUACUGCGCAGAUAUUGGAUUCCGUAUAAUCGAACAGAGCGUCUUGGAGGACAACAUCCCUGCGACCAAAAUCAACGAGUAUGCAAGCGUUAUGAUCACCUUUGCCGAUUUUCGUAGCGAUCAGUUACCGCCAUCACUUUAUGAUGUCCCAGCAACAGCGUCAAACGUCAUUCGCAGCUUGCUCGAAACCGAUUCUCGUCACCUUGGUGAUGUCUUUACGCUAAUGUCAGAUCAAGACGGUCAAAAGGAACUCAAAUACGUCAAACUAUGGCAAACGCUCAGAUCAUCAAGCCAAUCGUGGAUUACUCAUCGCUCCGUCAGUUUCCUCGAGCCUGUACUUAUCGCCUAUGCGAACAUCAUGAGCUUGGAUAUACCUACCAUGGAGACAGGCCAACAUCCGCUUUUGUCGUCGACGCACGGAAAAUCAGUGUUUGAUUGUAUUGCUGUCAUUCACUCGUUGGUCGAGAAAUGCUUGCGUUCAGCUGUUGCCGCCGGUUACGAGGCAUGCAAAUCGGUCGUUCUGAAACCCGAAAUGUUGCGUCCCUGGUUAUAUGUGCUGUGUGCACCUCAUCAAGACAUUCGUGGCCUGGCGAUGCAAGUCAUUGUACCUUCGACUACUGCCGGUGGUCCCUCAGCAUUCGAACAGUUUUUCAACCGGGAUCCCCCCAAGUCGUUGGAAACAUAUUGCACUCUACUGGAAGAGUUCAACAGUACUUCCUUGGGAACAUUGAAUGCUUUCAGCAUGGUCAACAGUAUCAAUCAGUCUCUGUCACAAAUCUUGCAAGCAUUGAUUGGAAGCGAAGAGGGUUAUCUACUGCGCAAAAUAGUUAAUGGAGAAGGGUAUGUCAAAGAUGAACAUUUGCCUAUGAUGGCAUUUUGGGAAAACAGCUGGCAGACCAUCAGCUUACUGUUGGCCAGCGGGCUCACCUGGGCAGAAAGUUACAAACCAAAGGCGGUUGUGGACGUCAUUCUCGUGGUAUUGGACAUCGCUUAUCGUUUGACCGCUUCACGUCAGCUGUUUCAGAAGGCUAUUCAAAUCAGCGAAAACGAUCAAGAUAUGGAUUCAUCCGAUUUGGCACUCGGCUACGAUUACAUGAACGCAAGUGUGGAUUCACUUUCUCAUUGGAUUUACGUCACUCGGCAGGAAGUGCUGCAACGAUUGCUCCCUUUGCUCAGUGCCAUCUUGAAACAGUUACGUCAAGCGCACUUGAAGAUUUCCAUUGAAGCAUAUGAUCGUCUGAUGACGGCUGCAACAGGGGUCAACGCCAGCCGAUUAACAGCGGAGGAGAAGGAACACUUGUUCAUGGAACUGAGCGCCCACGAACCGAUGAAUACGAUCUUUAUUGACGACAGUGAUGAUGAAAAUAUCGAGUGGCAAACCUUGGACAUGUCUCCCAGACCGAUACCUUCCUAUUCAGCCCCCACUGUCGCAAGCACCUCCUCGUCGUCCAAAGCUAGGCAAAUAACGUUGGAUGAAGCAUAUGCUACUUCGUCUGCUAUGUCCAGCCACACGCGUCAACCGGCUAGUCCACAAAGAGCGACUUCGAAAGCCAAAAUCACCUCUUAUUUCAACACCACCCCCACUACGACACAAACUGCGGAAUUAUCUGCAACAACGGAAGAUGAUGACAAUAUCCCGGAUGAAUUUUCUGACGUUGACUUUUCUCAGUUACCCGAAGAAUGGUUCCAAGAUGUCGAUGAACCCAAACGCGUGGUGAGGGAAUCAAAAGGCUUUGGAGUGUCACCGCGACCAGCAUCUACGGUAUCCGCUUCUCCCAGUCGUCAGGCACCACCCAAGCCGUCCAAUGCAAACAACGUGCCGCCGCCUGUCUCCUCUUAUGUACCGAAACCAAAAAUCACCGUGCAGCGCGUAUUCCCCAAAACUCAACAGCAAACAUAUGCCGUGACAUCCACUGGUCGUAAAUUGAAGCCGCCACCUAUGGGAUUUUCAAAGAUGAAGGCCCUGAGAGAUGAAUUUCGUGCGGAACGAAAAUUAAGUGCCACCGUUCGAUCGCCAUCCGCAGCUGCCUCUUUACGUCGACAGAGAGGAAACGACUCGCAAAGUUCAGAUUCGGAUUCAAGCUCCUCAGACGAUGAAAACGAUGCCUCAGGUCUUUUGAGUCUUGUACAAGAUGUGGAUCAAGCCAAGAACAAAUCCGUGGAAGCCGAAUCGUCCAGUAUGAAGGCGCUCUUUGAGCAAAAGCCGAAACGAACCACGAAGCUGAUUGAUUCUCCCAUGACAACGGUUUAUUUGCAAAAACGAAUGAAGAUCAAGGAAGCAGAACAGCGACGACGCAAGAUCACUCCUGAUAUCGAUCGCAUGUACAAGACCCUUCUUUCCUGGGACAUCACUGACGAAGGUGACAUGCCUCCAAAUGUCCAGGAAAGUAUGUAUACCCAUGUCAAAGACCGCUAUACAUCGUUUCGUGAUUAUGUCACGGUUUUCGAACCGUUAUUGCUGCUGGAAGCGUGGAUGCAGAUUGUGCGAGCCAAAGAAGCACUGACGGAUUCGGACGUGAUUGAUCGAGUUCUUCUAGAGAGUCGAUGCCAUGUGAACGACUUUGUGGAUGUCACUUUUGCCGUACAACCCGGUGUCUCAUCAUCAAUGAUGCCCGACGAUCUCAUGUGCAUAGCUAACCAUUUUGGACCGGAAUUCUUUGGCGCCAAGGGAACAGCUUCGGCGGUGGAACGCACAUCGGGUUGGAAAGGGCGUGCAUUCCUCGGAAAAGUAACCAAUGUGGUACAAAAGAAGAAUAUGGCCAUGGUGACCCUUCGAUGCUACUUUACGCCCGAUCGGAUCACCUUGUUAAAUUCACUAUCACCAAAAACAACGUGGCGCGCUUUGCGAUUAAUGAGUUUGACCACCGCUCAGCGUGAAUAUUCUGCUUUGCAAGGCUUGGAGUAUUACGAUUUAGCCCAGCAUAUUCUGAACCCUAAACCGACAGUGAAGCCGUCUGCGAAUGCACGCAUUAUUCAGGAGUAUAUCCGUCGAUUUGGCGUAAACGAACCACAAGCGGAAGCCAUAGCAGGUGCCAUUAAUCGAAAGAAAGGCUUUACAUUGAUUCAAGGUCCUCCAGGAACGGGUAAAACAAAGACGAUUCUAGGAUUAAUUGCCUGUCUAUUGGACGAACAGUCGAGUCGACAGUUCACUUAUGGCAACGAUACCAACGCCAAGCGAGGAAAGUUACUUGUGUGUGCUCCCAGUAAUGCCGCCGUUGAUGAAAUUGCCAAACGUCUCAAAGACGGAAUUGCUACGGCGGAUGGUCUGAGAAAAAUGAACGUUGUCCGUGUCGGUGUGAUUGACUCGGUGAACGCAAGCGUCAAGGAUUUGGUCCUGGAACGUCUCAUUGAAAAAGAACUCGAACCGUCGAUGAAUGAAGAGCAUUCUGGAAAGAAAUGGGCUUUACGAAGGGAUCGAAUCAAUGAAGAUCUACGCAAAGUGCAGUUGGACCUUGAAGAAGUGGAACGUGAAAUCGCCGAGGCGCAAAGCGAUGUGGUCAUGCUGGCGGCUUUACGGGACAAGCGAAAGGGUCUCUUUGCAAAGAAGGAUAGAUGUCGCAUCAUGUUGAAGAGCGUGUACGACGACCAGAGAGACUAUAGCCGGGAGCAAGAUAUCUCUCGUAUUCGAGCAAGACAAAAGAUCCUUGGCAAUGCAGAUGUUGUAUGUGCCACUCUCAGCGGUAGUGGCCACGAAAUGCUUACCAGCUUGGGGCUAAAUUUUGAGACCGUGGUGGUCGAUGAAGCGGCCCAAUCCAUCGAGAUCAGCUCCUUGAUCCCACUCAAAUAUGACUGUCAGCGGUGUGUACUCGUAGGAGAUCCCAAUCAGCUGCCGCCGACGGUUCUUUCGAUUAUGGCGGCCAAAUAUAGCUAUGAACAAAGUUUGUUCAUGCGUCUUCAGAAGAAUUGUCCUGAUGAUGUAUACUUGUUGAGCAUUCAAUACCGUAUGCAUCCUCAGAUCAGUGCUUUUCCAAGCAAAUUAUUCUACGACUCUCGUUUACUGGAUGGGCCGGAUAUGGCAACCAUUUCUUCUGCUGUAUGGCAUUCCAAAGGAGAUUUUCCUCCCUAUUGUUUCUACAACAUAGUGGAAGGCCACGAAAAGAGUGGCUAUGGAAAAUCGAUGUACAAUGUGGAAGAAGCGGAAGCCGCGGUUGCCCUGGUGGACAUGUUGGCUUCACAGUUGCCGGGCGUUAAGUUUGCCUAUCGCAUCGGCGUGAUUACGCCUUAUAAGCAACAGCUGAGUCAGCUCAAGUCACGAUUCGAACGACGAUUUGGCUCCAAGAUUCUUGAUGUGGUUGAUUUUAACACGGUAGAUGGCUUCCAAGGCCAAGAAAAAGAUAUCAUCAUCUUUUCGUGUGUGCGUGCCGGUGCAGAUCGUGGCAUCGGUUUCUUGGCUGAUAUACGUCGAAUGAACGUUGGUCUUACUCGUGCAAGGAAAUCUUUAUUUGUCCUUGGUCAUGCCGGAUCCCUCUAUCGAAGCCAAUACUGGGGUGAUCUCGUUAGAGAUGCUACGCAACGCAAUCUGCUAAUUGAUUGCAAGCACCCAUACUUUGAUCACAAAAUGGUCCGCAAUCACGUUCCAUCCAAUCUUUUUGCAAAAGAAACCGUCGUUAUCCCACGCAAAGUCAUUGGAGACCAUAAACGGAAACAUGCAAUCGAGUUGCCAAAAACCUCUGAAUCUCCACCUGAAACAGCAAAUGAUGAAUCAAAGCCUUCCGAAGCUACUGACAAGGAACCUGAUGUGAAGAGGGUCAAAAUAGAAUCCGAUAAGCCAUCGGACCAAAUCACAGAAACCAAGUUGGCCGUAGGAGAGACAUCCGAAGCUAGACCUGAUCGUUCUCCAGAUGCGAAGCGAACUUUGGAAAUCAGCGUCGAGCCUACCGAUAAAGAGUGGAGAUCCAAAACAUCUGAAAGCCAUAAGCGCACGAGAGAAACUAGUCAUGAGAGUUCCCCGAAUGGUCACGGCCCCCCACCGGAGAAAAAACUCACUCUAGCAGAAUAUCGGGCUUCGCGUGGUUUACCACCGUUGGACGCGAGAGGCAAUAAGGGUUCACCUCCGAUACCAAGACGAUCGAAUGGCGCAAGCCUAUUUAUACCAAAGAAACCAGCACGUCCUACUCAUCGUGCCCCUGAAUCAUCCGAUCGCUACGAAGGUUUAAGCGCGCGAGAACGAGUUACUCUUGAGGUAAAACGAGAAUAGCCAUCUAAUGUUGGUCUCGGUACUUAUUUUAGCGUGCACAGCAUGAAUCUGCACGUCAAGCUUUUCGACAAAUGAGGCGAGAUGAAUAUAAUGCCCAGCAUCGGCCAACACCGUCGGAACCAUCUCUUCGAUCAGUGGACGAUCUGCUAGGCGAUAUUCGUGGGGAGGGUCCGCACCAAUUUUACGUAUAUACCUCCAAUAAUCACAGUACAGUAUAGAUUGCAUUGUAAGUACAUACAGCAUUGUUGAAAGAUAUCGCUAUUAUAAACGAACAUGACUUGUGCUGUCUGUCUUGAAGCGAAUGUGGUGAAUGAUGAAAAAGAG